Messenger RNA from Solanum dulcamara, 1283 nucleotides. Its product is annotated as uridine nucleosidase 1-like. The coding region runs from base 108 to 1103 and encodes 331 amino acids. Gene Ontology annotation, molecular function: purine nucleosidase activity. The record is from RefSeq and is a predicted model, not a curated record. NCBI's taxonomy places the organism in Eukaryota, Viridiplantae, Streptophyta, Magnoliopsida, Solanales, Solanaceae. Gene Ontology annotation, biological process: purine nucleoside catabolic process. Gene Ontology annotation, cellular component: cytosol. The transcript has 9 exons.
UUUGGAGGCACUAAAGAUUACUCAUUUUUCAAAGUUCCUUCAUUUUCUUAUUAGUAAUAAUUUCAAUCUUUCUUUUUGUAAUCUGUGGAGUACUCAACAAGACAAAGAUGUCGAUUUCUGGUAGUUUGCCUGAUGGAUUGGUGACUAAAUACCGUGAAAAAAUCAUCAUAGAUACUGAUCCUGGCAUUGAUGACAGCAUGGCGAUAUUAAUGGCAUUCCAGACUCCAGAAGUUGAGAUAUUAGGCUUAACUACCAUAUUUGGAAAUGCUACUACGAAAGAUGCUACACGAAAUGCAUUAAUUUUGUGUGAGACUGCAGGAUAUCCAGAUAUCCCGGUGGCAGAAGGCAGCCUUGAACCUCUGAAGAGAGGAGAACCACAUGUUGCAGACUUUGUUCAUGGUUCAGAUGGAUUAGGCAACUUAUUCUUACCUUCUCCAAAUUCUAAAAAAAUCAAGAAAUCUGCAUUUGAAUUUCUGGUGGAUAAAGUAUCUGAAUAUCCUGGUGAAGUAUCUAUACUUGCACUAGGACCACUGACAAAUCUAGCUCUGGCUGCUAAACGAGACUCAAACUUUGCAAGCAAGGUGAAGAGGGUGGUAAUACUUGGCGGUUCCUUCUUUUCUUUGGGAAAUGUUAAUCCCGCUGCAGAAGCAAAUAUAUAUGGGGAUCCAGAAGCUGCAGAUAUUGUAUUCACCUCAGGAGCAAAUAUUGAUGUUGUUGGCAUCAACAUUACCACACAAAUUAAAAUGACAGAUGCUGACCUUGAUGAACUGAGGCAAUCCGAAGGAAAACAUGCUAAAUUUUUGUGCAACAUGUGCAAAUUUUACCGUGAUUUUCAUGUAAAGUCAGAAGGCGUAUAUGGAGUUUUUCCUCAUGAUCCUGUCACUUUUGUGGCACUAGUUCGACCUGACCUCUUCACGUACAAGAAAGGUGUUGUGAGGGUUGAGACACAGGGCAUUUGCAUUGGGCAUACGCUCUUGGACGAAGGGCUAAAGAAGUGGAAUACGAGCAAUCCGUGGACACAGUAUUCUCCAGUUUCAGUUGCAUGGACAGUUGAUGUGGAUGAAGUUCUGAAUUAUAUCAAGAAAAUGCUGAUGAAACCAUGAAUAUUUUCAUUAUUUGUAUUGUAUCAUAGCAUACCUAUUCUUGAAAUUGACGAAUACAUUUUCUCAUAAUUUCUGAUGACAGCCAUUUAAACUGUAUUAUGUACUCAAAGUUUGGAGAUCAGAUGCCCUAUGUAAACAUGUUUAUGUUGAUGACGAAAGUAAAAGACACUGACAUUAUGA